Molecule: messenger RNA, 1159 nt
Organism: Habropoda laboriosa
Lineage: Eukaryota; Metazoa; Arthropoda; Insecta; Hymenoptera; Apidae
Product: histone H3.3
Exons: 3
Coding region: 190-600 (136 amino acids)
Cellular component (GO): nucleosome
Molecular function (GO): structural constituent of chromatin; DNA binding; protein heterodimerization activity
Source: RefSeq, a predicted model, not a curated record
UCAGCUGCUAUCUGACAUCCGAUUGGAUGCACUGCACCGCGGGCUUACGUACCUCUCGGGAUUUAAUUUCUAGGGGGUAGGGACAAGGGAGUCGUGACUUGGGAGAGCGUCCACUGCCAUCGAAGUACAAGGAAACGGAUAGUGCUAGCUCUCGCUUCUCGUAAAAUUUUUCCUUUGAGAGGGUGAACAAUGGCACGUACCAAGCAGACGGCUCGUAAAUCAACUGGAGGUAAAGCACCUCGUAAACAGCUUGCCACAAAGGCAGCACGUAAGAGUGCACCUUCUACUGGUGGUGUGAAAAAACCACAUAGAUACAGGCCUGGUACAGUAGCUCUUCGAGAAAUCAGAAGAUACCAGAAAUCAACUGAGUUGUUGAUUAGAAAAUUACCGUUUCAAAGAUUGGUUCGUGAAAUCGCGCAAGAUUUCAAAACCGAUCUUCGUUUCCAGAGCGCUGCUAUUGGAGCGUUACAGGAAGCUUCAGAAGCAUACCUGGUCGGAUUAUUUGAAGACACCAACUUGUGUGCUAUUCACGCAAAACGUGUAACAAUCAUGCCGAAGGAUAUCCAGCUGGCCCGACGAAUCCGUGGCGAGCGUGCUUAAAUAUGUAAUUCCCAUACAUACCAUUUACUACUAUUAUUAUUAUCAUUCGUAACAAUCGUGGAUGAAACAUUUUCAUUCCAAACCACAUAUUAUGUUGUACUCCAUAACAGUGUACAAGUUAUGACAUGAUCAUCCUUUACAAUAAGUAUUUAGAAUUCAGAACUUUCAUGAAUUGGUAUAAAUUGGUUUCAAAAUACAAGUAGUCUUCAUCUUCUGGUAUUACUACGAGAACGUAGAGUGCGCGUUAUUUCAUAAAAGUUUUCAGUUAUAAAUGUUAAUCCUUUAGUUUAAUUCUCAUUUUUUAUCAUUCUACACUUUACAGAGUAAGAAUACUUAUAAAGAUGUAAAGCACACCGGAAAGCAAAUAAUCGUGAUAAAAGACAAAACAAAUUGUUAAUUCUUCUAAAAGUACUUUUAAGAUUGAAUAAGGUCGAAAAUCUUCAGUUUCUCAUUACGAUUUUAUUCUACUUUGCAUCAUUUUGAUAUGUGACACAUCAUUAUCAUUAUUGGUACAACACAUAGUGAAAUGUGCAUUAGAGAGUAAGGCAGUUUCUUUAUA